Messenger RNA from Penicillium manginii, 6468 nucleotides. It is a transcript of the gene acyA, whose product is annotated as adenylate cyclase acyA. Gene Ontology annotation, biological process: intracellular signal transduction; cyclic nucleotide biosynthetic process. Gene Ontology annotation, molecular function: protein binding. Lineage: Eukaryota; Fungi; Ascomycota; Eurotiomycetes; Eurotiales; Aspergillaceae. The record is from RefSeq and is a predicted model, not a curated record. The coding region runs from base 1 to 6468 and encodes 2155 amino acids. The transcript has 2 exons.
AUGCCCGUGCAAGAGCACGAGCAACCCGACCGGCAGGGCUCAGCGAGCUCGGGAAACAGUUGGAUUUCACAGGCGACCGUUCGAAACAGCGAUGGCACGCUCCAGGAUAGCACUGCCUCUGACGGUCGCAAUGCCGAGCCCUUCCCAGGUACCCUGACAGACAAGAAGCUGCGAACGCUAAACUCCUGCCAGGUCCGAGCCAUCCCAGGCUACCAAGAUCGAUUGGGGCGCUUCCAUGUGGUCAUGGAGCUCUCCCGAAGUCUCCCCACCGAAGAGCGCAAAGGAUCCGGCUUCAGUAAUCAUCGAAAGGCCCUCGCUGUCCUUGGCGCUGGAGAUGAAGCCUCUCGAUCCGUUUCCAACAGCCCGCGACCCCCACCCAUCAACCAACCCCGCCUCAACGAGAACACCGAGUCCGAAUCGAUAGCUCCCUGGGCGAUAAGCGCUGGCGCUGAUGGCCAAAGAACCUUUUUCAAUGAUUUCUCGGAACACGAAGCCUCGCCUGCAUCCGCUACAUUUCGCCCUACAACCGGACGCACCUUUUCCAGCGAACCGGCGGAACUGGAGUAUAAUGGAGAAUACCGCAGGCCUUCUACAACGAGCAUGACCAGCAGCACCGGGUCAAAAUCGAGUCUUAGUGCAAAGUUCAUGAAGAAGAAACCAAAGGGCUCUGUCAGUGAAGAUUAUCCGCUUGAUGAAACUGGGGACGGAACGAACCCGCCCAGCAGACGAGGGGGCCCAAUUGAUCAAUUGCGCGCUCGAGAAAGGGCCAACUCUGACGGAUCUGAAGCUUCUCAGCGACAAUCUCGUUCACGAGCAGAGACGCCUUUGCCUUCAAGUGAUAUAACUCCCUGGGUGUAUCAAAGCUUCAACGACAUCCCACAGUAUGGAGAGGCACCAGUCCGACAAGUUCCCAUUGGCCCUGAUGGUCAGCGCCAGAAUUCCCAAGGAAGUCAGGCGCGCUCUGUACACAGAGAUUCUUCGAGUCGACGCGGAGCCAAUGGCCACCGCCAUUCUCGAAGCAAAGAAGAAAAGCCCACUCUCGCUGGUGACCUUGCAGACUACCAAUUUUCUGGCUAUCACGACCGCCCCUCUGGCGGGCGUGAUGAUUUCUCCGUCGGAUUAAAGCCCCAUAAGGAUAGUCAUCUCAAUUCUUCUACUGCUAUGAGCUCGACGACCAACCUUGGAGGUCGAUCAACAAGCCCGACGCCCAGUGUCCAGAGUGCUAUCUACCAUAGUACUACUCACACUUCUCCAGGGGGUCCUCCUAAUAAACAGAAUAUUUUGAGCAAGAUCGGUCGGUUUUUGCCUGGCCACAAACCACACCACGACAAGCCAAAGCGUGAACAAUCUCCAAAUAGACGUCGACAGGGCAGCCUCGAGGGAACCUCCACUCCUCGCUUAGACACAGCCGAUUCAGAGCGCAAAAAAGAGUCUGGGAAGGGCCUGGGCAUUGGAGGGCGAAAGUUUCCUCGGCGAGGCUUCAGCAAUCUGGCUGGAGAUAUUCACCCGCCGCGAGGCAAUACAUCACACGGCGAGGAAGGGAAACAUUAUUUCUCCCUGGAUACCGACCUAGACGAUAUGCGGGGUGUGCGUACAGCUUCCCCGGGUCCCGGCCGCAUGCCUCGUGGAACCGACGGCACAAUAACCCCGCGAGAAGAUCCGGUCCGGCCAGACCCCUUGCAGGAAGGUGACCAAGAAGGCGCCGAUAGCUGGCACGCACCAGAUAGCUGGCAUGUCAAGAAGCAAGCGGAUAUUAUGGCAGAAGCCGCGGAAGGUCAAUCCAAAGCCGCCAGCGGAACACGAGAGCGGGACGGUGCCUCCUACUUCAUUCGAGUCUUCCGGAUCGAUUUGACAUUUGCCACGCUCUCGGCUGGUCUGAACACGACUGUUGCAGAUAUCCUUUACAUGCUUGGGAAGAAGUCCUUUUUACAGGACCAUCUCAAUAAUUAUGAGAUUGUGUUACGAAAGAAUGAUCUGUCUCGCCAGCUUGACCAUAAAGAGAAACCGAUCUUGAUGCAAAAGAAGCUCCUAGAGCAGGUUGGAUACACCGAGAAAGACCGCAUUGAAGAUAUCGGCCGUGAAGACCACAGUUACCUCUGCCGCUUGGUGUUCUUGCCCACAAAGCUGAGUGGGUAUACAAGUUUGGAGGCAGAUCCUGGGUUCAACAAGAUGCAAAAGUUCAGCCAUGUGGAUCUCCAAGGUCGAAGUCUCGUCACCAUCCCCAUCACCCUCUACAAGAAAUCUUCAGAGAUCAUAUCUUUGAACUUAUCCAGGAAUUUGUCUUUGGACGUCCCGAAAGAUUUCAUUCAAAGCUGUAUCAACCUGCGCGAGAUCAAAUUUAUUGGCAACGAGGCUUCGCAAGUUCCACUGAGUUUCGGUCUGGCCAGUCGGCUGACCUACUUGGAUGUGUCGAACAACGUCUUGGAAGAUUUGGAGCAUGCUAAGUUGGAUCGACUCACUGGUCUAGUGAGCAUUAAAAUGGCAAACAAUCAGUUGACCCAACUACCAAGCUAUUUUGGUGACUUCCAGUACUUGCGAAGCUUGAACAUGUCAUCUAACAGCUUCAAGGUUUUCCCUGAAUUCCUUUGCAAGCUUCGAGCCCUGGUUGAUCUUGAUAUAAGUUUCAAUAACAUCGAGAGCGUCCCCUCCAUUGGAAACUUGACCACUCUUGAGCGUCUCUGGAUGACAAACAACAACAUCACCGGGCCACUUGAUGAGUCCUUCCAACAGUUGGUCAAUCUUAGGGAGAUUGAUGGGCGAUUCAAUACAAUCACCAGCAUCGAUAAUCUUUGCGGACUUCCAAGGCUCGAGCAGGUGUUCUUUGGUCACAAUCAAAUCUCGCGUUUCCGAGGCUCGGCGCCCAAAUUACGCAGCUUGCACUUGGACCAUAAUCCCUUGACGCAGUUUGACAUCGAUUCUCAUAUGCCCACAUUGUCAUCCUUGAACCUUGCAUCCGCCAACCUGUCCGCGUUCAAGGAUGCCAUCUUCGAUCAUAUGCCGAAUGUUUCCAAGCUCAUUGUUGAUAAGAACCAUAUGUCAUCGAUCCCCGCACAGAUUGGAAAACUGCGCCGCCUGGAACACUUCAGCAUUAUCAAGAAUCCACUCGGAUUUAUCCCCCCACAGAUCGGUUGUCUGGUGGAACUGAAGGAGUUCAAUCUUCGCGAGUGCAAUUUGAAAUCCCUGCCAGACGAAAUCUGGCACUGUGCUAAAUUGGAAACAUUGAACGUGUCUACAAAUCUGCUCACCACCUUCCCCAAGCACGGUGCACCACUGCCCUUGGUGCCUGGUGAACCGACCACGACGCCUGUCUCAACACCAGCACUCACCGGGAACCCCACCUACGAGGAUCUCGGUCCUCUCAAUGAGCCAGACAGCCGUAGGCCCAGUCAAAAUUCCAGUGGAGCUUUGGCGUCUGGUUCGUCCCCUAAUACCUCGUACCGAAAUGCUUCUGUCGCGCCAUCUGUUGGACAGUCACAUUCUGGGCGGAAGGUGUCUACCGCAUCGCGUUCUAAUGCUACGGAAGGGAGCUCAUCAUCUCGGAAGGAUUCAAACUUCUCGCAACAUGCUGCCGCUCUGACAUUUGCAGGUUCUCUUCGAAACCUCUAUCUUGCCGACAAUAGGUUGGAUGACGAGGUUUUCCGCGAGCUCGCCCGUCUUCCAGAACUGCGGAUUGUCAACCUGUCUUACAAUGAAUUGACAGAACUGCCCCAAGGAGUUCUCAAGAGAUGGCCCUGGAUCUCGGAGCUCUAUCUGUCCGGAAAUGAGUUGACGUCACUCCCAUCCGAUGACUUGGAAGAAGGCAGCAAUCUGAAGGUCCUGCAUAUCAACGCAAAUCGCUUCCAAGUGCUCCCGGCAGAAUUAUGCAAAGUCAGCAAGCUAUCCAUUCUCGACGUGGGCAGUAAUAUGCUGAAGUACAACGUCUCCAAUUGGCCAUAUGAUUGGAACUGGAACUGGAACAGAAGCUUGAAGUACCUGAAUUUCUCGGGCAAUAAGCGUCUGGAAAUUAAGCCCAAUAUUGCUUCGUUGGGUCAGCCAGUCACCAAUGGUGCUGAUCUGACUGAUUUUACGUCUCUGACCCAUCUCCGUGUCCUUGGCUUGAUGGAUGUCACCUUGACCAUUCCUACCAUACCUGAAGAGAAUGAGGAUCGCCGCGUGAGAACUUCUGCCUCCCUAGCUGGUUCACUUGCAUAUGGAAUGGCAGACACACUCGGCAAAACUGAGCAUCUGUCCAUCAUCGACAUGAUUGUACCACGCCUGAAGCCGGACAAGAUUGAAACUCUUGUCGGGAUGUUUGACGGUUCGACGAUGUCAAGUGGCGGUUCUCGCGUUGCGAAGUAUUUGCAUGAGCAUUUCACUCCAACCUUCUCCCAUGAGCUUAAACGACUCCAGCCAGAUCAGGAUGAGACGCCGCUCGAUGCACUGCGACGAACAUUCUUGGCAUUGAACAAGAAUAUGGCAGGUUCUGCCUACAGAUCCAUUGAUGAUCGCGAGCUGCGGCAAUACAAUCGCAGAUCAUCCAAUACAAAGCAGCUCAACCAAGAUGAUAUUCAGGCUGGUGGUGUCGCAACCGUCCUCUAUCUGAACAACAUGGAUUUGUACGCUGCCAAUGUCGGUGACGCACAAGCAAUUCUUGUGAGGUCGGACGGCUCGCUCCGAAACUUAACACAAGUCCAUGACCCUGCAGAGUCGAGCGAGCGAGCUCGCAUACGGGCGGCUGGCGGCUUUGUGGCUCGCAAUGGAAAGCUCAACGAUGUUCUUCCUGUGUCCAGAUGCUUCGGUCAUUUCCCAAUGAUGCCAGCCGUCAUUGCAGCCCCGGCCACCCUGCACACGAAACUGACCGAGCAAGAUGAAAUGAUCAUCAUUGCUUCAAAAGAGUUGUGGGAUUAUGUGGCACCUGAACUUGUUGUUGAUGCUACCAGGGGUGCGCAUCCGAAUCUCAUGUACGCCGCGCAGAAACUGCGGGAUUUGGCAAUCUCCUUCGGUGCGACCAAUAAAAUCAUGGUCAUGGUUCUUGGCGUGAGUGAGUUGCAAAAGCGAAACAAGAAAUUCUCUCGGCCUAGCAUGAACCUAGAGCGCUCUGCCUUCCCCGACGACCAGAUUGUUCAGACGUCGAAGCUCCGCAAGAGACCCAAGGGUGAUGUUCCGGGAGACUCUCGUCUAGCUCGAUUUGAUCGCGUCGAUGCUCCAAUUGGCGAACUUGCUAUCAUGUUCACUGAUAUCAAGAAGUCCACUGGUCUGUGGGAAACAUGCCCCGAUGCGAUGCGUUCAGCUAUCCAGAUUCACAAUGACAUUCUUCGACGUCAACUCGGAAUCAUUGGUGGAUAUGAGGUUAAGACUGAAGGUGACGCUUUCAUGGUGGCUUUCAACUCUACAACUGCGGCACUGCUCUGGUGCUUCAACUGCCAGAUCCAGCUACUUGAGGCUGAAUGGCCCACGGAGAUUCUUGAGCAGCCACAGUGUCGCAUCGUCUAUGAUAUGGAGAACAAUAUCAUAUUCCGCGGUCUGUCUGUUCGUAUGGGUGGACACUGGGGUGAACCUGUCUGCGAAAAUGACCCAGUGACUAACCGUAUGGAUUACUUUGGUCCAAUGGUCAAUCGCGCAUCUCGUAUCUCUGCUGUUGCCGAUGGAGGUCAGAUUUUCGUCUCCUCGGACUUCAUGAGCGACAUUCAGCGCAAUCUCGAGGUAUUUGCCGACGCUGAGCGCUCUGCAUCGACCAGUUCCACAGAAAGCCACCCACGCAUGGAUAGCCUGGGCCAUACCAUCCGGCGUGAGUUGCAACAGCUAAACAGCCAAGGCUUCGUGAUCAAAGACCAAGGUGAACGCAAGCUGAAGGGACUCGAGAAUCCCGAGCCACUGUACCUUGUCUACCCGCACUCACUCGCCGGCCGGAUGACUGCGUCCGAGGAGGUACAAGACCCAGAAAACAACCCAGCCAUUAUUUCACCGGGCUCGGAACUCGAUCUCAAGACCGACCUGAUCUGGCGCCUAUGGGAAGUAACCCUCCGCCUGGAACGACUCUGCGGCGCACUGGAGAACCCAAGCGAACCACGACUCCGAGAGCCAAACGUCGCUCUCUUCCACAUGGUCAAGAACCACGGAGGCGAAUUGAACGAUUCCACCGUAGUCAGCCUCGUCGACCAACAAGUCACCCGCAUCGAAGCAACGAUCAACACCCUCUCCGUGCGCCACAUGAUGCGCCCCUUCCGAGCCGGCGAUCGUCUCGAAGACCACGCAGUGCCGAUCGGUGAGGUCUUGCAACAGCUCUCGACCCAACUCGCCGAAUACCGCGCUCUCAAGGAACAAAUGGCUAUUGGGGCUGCUGGCAUCCCCGCCCCUCAGUAUGGUGGUCUUCCCAUGCACCCCCCUGCGAGUAUGGAAAGCACUUCUACAUCCGCCUCUUCCUCCUUCCUACACAUCCCCAACACCCUCGACACUCGCUCCUUCGAUUCUCAACGUAGCGAUCGAUGA